GCAAGCCUGCAGAUUGAACUCCGAGGACGAGCGGGUUUUAUCGACGUGUCAGGAUGGGGUCAGGACAGGAUUUGGGGCGGACAGCGAGACUACGAGGAACCCUAUGAAUUACAACAACCUGACAGCAGCAGAGCCAGAAUCGAACAACGUUGUGGAGGAAAUCGACUUGAACGAGGUGGAGUUUGUUACGAUCCCCGAUAGAACAGAGUCGCCGGAUUCGUUGAUCGAAAAAGCAGAGGCUCAAGAAGAAGUUCGACCUGUGCCCAGUACCAGCUCAUCAAAUCCUCCACCAUCAGUUCGUCGCAAACGUCAAUCCACUAGUAGUGCCGUUGGUCAAUACCUGUCAGCUCGAGCCUUCCAAGAAAGCAGCCAUGUCAAGAGAACGGGAGAGAUGCGCACCGAGGCUGCCGAAGCUGAAAAGGAGCUGAACCUCUUAAUGCUGGAGACUGCCAAGGAGGAGAAGAUCCUUAGAAUCCGAAAGGCAGAGUCGCAGGCACGUGUGGCAGAGCUAGAAGUCGGGGUCCUCGAAAUCAAGAGAGACAUGCUCAAGAUGGAGAAAGAGCGAUGCCGGAUUGACCUUGAACUGGCUAAGCAGCGACUGAUCACCCGCCCUAAUUGAAAAAAUACCCUUUACAGAGUGCAUUCUCCAAUAAAACGGGGAUAUGUUAAAAAUAGUUGUUUAUUAUGAAAUCACGAACACGAAAUUGAUUUGUACGACCUUCAGGGUGAACUUCGACCAUAUCCUGGUCCUGCAAACGGUCUUGUAAUCCUUGCUCACUCAGACCAUGAGGCAAGGCUGGGUCGUACAGUUGUCUAUAAGAAAUGAGCAUGUUGUGUAGUACAACAGCGCUAGCAAUAAUGUUAGUGGUGUUCUGGAGUUUUCGACAACGGGACUCGUAUAACAGGGUCGGAAACCUCUUCUUAAGAAUCCCGAAGCAAUGUUCUAUCUUGAUUCGGCUUGUCUUUAGAGCCUGGUUGUAGAGCACCAUCUUUUGCCUUAGGUCAUCGUCAGUGGCUCGGGCAAGCUGUUGGCUUCUAACCAUGGUCAACAAGACAUCGGAACAUCCAUAACCUUCAUCUCCCAGAAUGAAUCUUGGUUUUUGAACGGAGAAGUUGUCCUCAAGUUGACAUCGAAGACGACUUUCAUUCCAGAUCCGAGCAUCGUGAGCAGAUCCAGCAUGACUAUUCGUAAAGUAUCGAAUCCGUUUUUGGUGAUCACAAACCAUCAUGCAAUUGAGG
Tigriopus californicus is the source of this 1239-nucleotide messenger RNA. RefSeq lists its product as uncharacterized. NCBI's taxonomy places the organism in Eukaryota, Metazoa, Arthropoda, Copepoda, Harpacticoida, Harpacticidae. The transcript is spliced from 2 exons. Bases 104 to 619 code for a protein of 171 amino acids. The record is from RefSeq and is a predicted model, not a curated record.